This is a messenger RNA of Aricia agestis (brown argus), 4737 nucleotides long. It is a transcript of the gene fmt, whose product is annotated as serine/threonine-protein phosphatase 6 regulatory subunit 3. NCBI's taxonomy places the organism in Eukaryota, Metazoa, Arthropoda, Insecta, Lepidoptera, Lycaenidae. Gene Ontology annotation, molecular function: protein phosphatase regulator activity; protein phosphatase binding. Gene Ontology annotation, cellular component: cytosol; nucleus. The coding region runs from base 129 to 2675 and encodes 848 amino acids. The record is from RefSeq and is a predicted model, not a curated record. The transcript is spliced from 18 exons.
AUCUAUGUCUCGUUGUGUUCUACAAUUUAAUUUUUAUCGUCGGAAAACGACUACCUAAAUACGAUAAUAUAUUGCAUUUUUCUAGGGGUUUAGAUUAAGUAAACUGUUUGUAUUUACACAUUUUAAAUAUGUUUUGGAGAGGGAAUUUUAUCGCCGUAAAUGACGUAAAUUUUCUUCUCAAAGAAGAGAAUGUAACGUUGAGUCAAGUUUUGGAGGCGGACGAUAUUUUACCGGAAUGCAGGGCGGACAACAAAGCACUUCGCACGUUUUUAACAAAGCCAGAAAUCCGAGCGGAGCUCAUAACUCUGAUAACAGAGGAGCCGUCCAAGAACCUGGAGCUGACAACGCAGUACCGACAUGCGCAUAUCGCUAGCGAGGUGCUCACGAGCCAGCUGCCGACGCUCCGCGACCAGCUGGCCAUGGACACUGUCCAGAUGAACAGGCUCUGUGACUUCGUCAACAAACCUCCCCCACUGAAUCCGCUACUGGCAUCAUACUUCAGUAAAACAAUUGAAAUGCUGUUCCAGAGGAAUCCUAAACAGGACUGGUACGCGCACCACAUCGUGUGUCUGCACGUGCUGGACCUGUUCAAGUCGCGGCGGGACUUCCUGCCCAACCUGCUGCGGCACAUCUCCACCUCCGCCAUCACAGAUGUCUUCAAGUGCCUCUUCAGUCUCAAGGACAACUUCGACAAGAUCAUCAUAGAGUGGUUGGACGAGCACCAAGUCCUGGACAACCUGAUCCACAUAAUAUGCGGGACGUACGAGCCGGAGCCCUUGCCGCUGCCGGCCGCGCACUCCGCCGCGCCGCCCGCCGCACCGCCCGCGCCAUCCGCACUCGACACCAACCACAACGACAGCCAACACAACGGCGACGCUGAUCCAGGGAACCAAAACACGAACGACAGCGGAGAGAGGACGGAGUCGGAGGAUGUGGAAGCGGAGACGUCGCGCGAGACACGCGAGGCUCGCAUCCGGGAGGUCGCCAGCGCCAACGCCGCCGCGCUGCUCUGUGAGGUUGUGCUGUCGAACUGCAUCGCUAGCGGUUGGGGGGCGGUGGAGGGGGGCGGCGCGGGGGCGGCGCUGGCGGGGCGGCUGCGCGCGGAGGCGGGCGUGCGGGCGCUGCUGCAGGCCGCCUUCACCGCGCCGCAGCACGCCGCGCGCGCCGCCCUGUUGCACGCCGCGACGCUGCUGCGCGCGCUGCUCGUGCUGCCCGACGAUGCGGGCGCGGGUUGCGGGUGCGGGGCGGAGGGCGGGGCGGAGGCGGCGUGCGCGGUGGAGCACGCGGUGGCGCCGCACGUGCCGCUGUUACACAACGCCCUCCUGCGGCCGCCGGGCGCGGGGGCGGGGGCGGCGCCAGGCGUGGGGGCGCCCCGCGUCGCCGUCGCCGCCGUCAUCGCGCGACUCGCCAAGUCCGAGGCCGAAGACGUGUUCAAGGUGCUGCUGAGCCUCGGCACGGCGGGCGUGCUGGUGGACAUGGUGUUCGAGUACCCGGACAACAACUUCCUGCAUGCGCAGGUGCUGGACUUCGUGCGUAAUGCGCUCGACAACCGCGUCUACGGCGACCGCUACGCCGCACACCUGGUGGGGGAGUGCCACAUCCUGACGCGGUUGAUGGACGCUUUCGAGGAGAACGAGGACAAGCUCUUUGCCAAGUCAUCGCGUCGCGCGGGCUACAUGGGUCACGUGGUGGCACUUCUGCGGGCGCUGUACGCAGCGGGUGCGGUCCACGCGACCGUGGUCGAUGCGAGCGCGGUCGACGCGAGCGCGGUCGACGCGAGCGCGGUCGACGCGAGCGCGGAGCGGUACGCGGUCGGCGAGGAGGAGGCAUUACGUUGGGAGCGGUUCUUCGUCGCCAGGCUCCACCCACACCUACAGAGGUUGGACACGCCCCUGGGCGGCGUACACCCCUCCGACACACAGUAUGAGAUGGAGGAAAGCCCAGAAAUGCCCUGCGGGACCUAUGACUUGGGCGAGGGCGUGGUGAGCGUGGAGGCGGAGCUGGCGGAGGAGGCGGCGGAGGGCGACCUCGCCGUGCCCACCAACCACAUGCAAAAUGAAAUGGACUUCAUGCGUCUCUCGGAUCAGCGAUUCGAUGACAUGUGGGGCGACACGGCGGACGCGGACGAGGACGUCGUGCAGCAGGUGCUUACCGACGCGUCGCCGUGGGAGGAGGCGGGCGGCGGCGGCGCGGACGACGGCGGCUGGGCGCGGUUCACAGACGCCUUCAGCUCCGACUGGCCCGAAAACGUGAAGGAAGACCCGCUGACGAUGGAGCUGGCGCAGAAGAUGAUGGACGCGUUCAACUCUACGUUCGACUACCCCUCCUUCGGGUCAGCGGAACCCCCCGCGUCGGAACCCCCCACGCCGGAAAAGGCCGCACCAGAACCCCCUACUGUAAAGUCGUCAACGGACCUUUCUGCGUCUGCGAACUCGACAACGGGACCCCCCGCACCGGAACCCCCGUCUGUGAGGUUGGCAACGGAACCCGCCCCGGCACCUCCGGCUUCUCAAUCUCCGGUGCCGGAAACCCCGACAUCGGUACCCGCGUCGAAGCCCCCUGCGGCGGAACCCUCCUCGUCGGAACCGCCCGCGCCGGAACCUUCCGCGCCGGAACCCCCCGCGCCGGAACCCUCCGAGCCGGAACCCCCCGCGGCUGACGACGCCGAGAGAUGAUCCGGCCCGCGCCCCCCUUUCCCCCUCUACACGUAGCUCACACGCGCGGAACUGCGGACGCGACGGCGCUAAUAUAAUCCAACCCAGCCCUAUAGCUGACUCACUACACUAAUAGGAUAUAUUACUGCAAUGAUUUCACGCUAGUGUGCAGCACCAACGCAGACAGUAGACAAAGACAAAAAGUUUUGUUCGACGUUUGACAACGUCACUGUCAAUAAUCUGAUAUGACGUGGCAACAUGUCGGAUUUUAGUGGGAUUACUUACUGUAUGCGCUAGUGACGCCCCUGCUCCUUUGCGUAACAUUUCCUAUCGGAAGCUUCCUUAUUAUUAUUUCUGUCCUACUGUUUUUGAGGCUACGCUUAAUUUGCCGCGGAAAAUACGUAAUAUAUUGAUGCAUACCAAAAGUCAAGAAGCUACGUGAUGUUAGCCGAUGUUGCGUGAAGUUUUAGUGGAAACUCUUAGCAAACUUCGCAAUAGUUAAUCUUUUAUGAGCACUAAUGAAGUUAAUCGUCGCCGCGUAGUUCCGGGCGUGUUCCAUAUGUUUAAGUGCCCUUAGUACUCUCCGCAACGAGCCGCGACGGACGAAAUACAAAUUUUGUAUAGAUGUAGCUUUGUAUAUUGUGUCACUUUUGUAUUGACCGCUUCAGACCAGCGUAUAAUGUAUAUAACAACGAAACUCAUCGUCAUUCCCUCGUCCGGGUUACCGUCCGCGCCGAACCCGAGCUCAGUAUUUUAGUAAAUAAUUUUAAACGUCGCACGUAUACAUUAUGUUUUUAUAUAAGUAUUAAAAUCGUUUUAUUUUGAUAGGUUUUAUCGAUUUAGACCAGCCGCAGUGGCAGUUCGGUGGAACGGUAAUCUUUCUCUUCGCUAAAUUUGAACGUCAAUAUUUUAAUGAAAUUUGCUAUUUGAACCCUUUUUACAGUGCAUAUUAUAUAAUGGAAUGUUUAAAUGCACCUCACUGAAUAAGGAUGGAACAUCACAAAAAAUUACGUGUCAGUAGUUUGCGACGAUGAGUUCAUGCGUAAAUUUUGCGUACGUAAGUUGCGUGCACGCGUAAGCGAGUCGCGUGCUCGCGUGCGUCCUUAUCCGGUGAGGCGUGCGUAUGUAGUGGUGACUGGUGUAAGCACAUGUGUGAUGUCGUGCUUCGUACAGUUUGGCGCCCAGCCAUAUCAGUGUUGACAUGUCAAAGUGCCCUAAACAUAUUGGAUUCAUAUCGUUAGUUGUGUCUGUUCUGUUGCCCGCGGGCGUCGUGUGUGAUCUGUAACUCAUGUGAUUAGAGACGCGCCGCCGCCGAUCACUCUACCGUACGUGUCGCGGAAUAAGCGUUAUUUGUUUUUAUUAUUUCUUUUUAUAUAAUAUGGACUAAAUACGGUACGAAAACAGAAACCUUUUUAGGUUCUUUUGAAUCAGUAGGUACUAUAAUAUCUUCAUUUGGAUCAUAUAUUAAAAUAUUAUUUAACGCUAUCGAUUUAUUAUAAGUGAACUCGAGUUCCUUAAGCAUGUCUCGUAAAGACUCUAAAAGGUUAUUCAAAUCAGAUACGGGUACUAGACGGCUUACGAGUUACGAUUGACUCGUUACGACAAAACAAGAGACAUGUUCUAUUUUACUUUUGGUUUUAAAUUUUAUAAAGUUAAUUGGGUAUUGUUGUGUGUUGUAUAUAGCGACAUCUACGAUGCGGCGAGGCGGCGGCGCCGGCGGUGCUAAAUAUAAGAUGUACUAUUAGACAGCGGCGGCCGACCGGCUGGGAUAGAGUAUUGUGCGAUAGCCUGAUCAGAAGUGUACUAAACCUGGACGUUAUAGUAAUUACUUGCAAUAUAUUUGUCAAUUUAAAAAGUAGUACAAUACAUACAAUAAACUAAAUAGCCAUUUUGAGUCGCAGAGAGAACGCAUCGUGUCGCGUCUGCUUAUGGGCGGAGACUAAAGCGCUCGUGCAGGCUUUUUAUAUCGCUGAUCGGGUAUCUCUCGGUUAAGUUGUGCGGGAUGAAGCAAGAUAGGGUACAUAAGUUUCAGAGCAUACGUUGGAGAGCCAUGCUUCAGCACGAAUGGGCCAGCUCGACCGGA